This is a messenger RNA of Penicillium cataractarum, 1509 nucleotides long. RefSeq names its product Aldehyde dehydrogenase. NCBI's taxonomy places the organism in Eukaryota, Fungi, Ascomycota, Eurotiomycetes, Eurotiales, Aspergillaceae. The coding region runs from base 1 to 1509 and encodes 502 amino acids. The record is from RefSeq and is a predicted model, not a curated record. Gene Ontology annotation, molecular function: oxidoreductase activity, acting on the aldehyde or oxo group of donors, NAD or NADP as acceptor. The transcript has 3 exons.
AUGGCCUCUUUAUCCGUUCAGUUGACCGCCCCUAAUGGCCGUGUCUGGUCCCAGCCGACCGGAUUGUUCAUCAACAAUCAAUGGGUCAAGUCUUCGGACGGCGACAAGAUCGCGACCAUCAACCCGGCAACUGCUAAGGAAAUCACCUCGGUCUAUGCUGGUUCCGCACAAGAUAUCGAUACCGCUGUUAAGGCUGCGCGCGCGGCCUUGAACCACCCCAGCUGGCGCGAUCUCCCCGGAACCGACCGCGGCAAGUUGAUGAACCGCCUUGCGCAGCUCAUUGAAGAUAAUCGCGAGAUCCUCGCGACUAUCGAGACUUGCGACAAUGGAAAGCCGUACACUGUCUCGCGGGACGACGACUUGACCGAGACCGCAGAGACUAUUCGGUACUUUAGCGGUUACGCCGAUAAGAUCUUUGGACAGGUCAUUGGAACCACUCCCGACAAGUUUGCCUAUACUGUCCGGGAGCCGGUUGGUGUUUGUGGCCAGAUUAUUCCAUGGAACUUCCCUCUUUCGAUGGCCGCCUGGAAGCUGGGCCCUGCCCUGGCAUGCGGUAACACUGUCGUCCUCAAGCCUGCCGAGCAGACCCCUCUCUCAAUUCUAUUCCUCGCCAACCUGAUCGUGGAAGCUGGCUUCCCACCAGGUGUUGUGAACAUCGUCAACGGCCACGGAGCCGUCGCAGGUGCCGCCCUUGCCUCUCACAUGGACGUCGACAAGAUCGCUUUCACCGGAAGUACCGCUACCGCCAAGCACAUCAUGAAGAUGGCCAGUGUCAACCUGAAGAACAUCACUUUGGAGACUGGCGGCAAGAGCCCUUUGAUUGUCUUUGACGAUGCGGAUCUCGAACAGGCAGUGGAGUGGGCACACAUCGGCAUCAUGUACAACCAGGGCCAAAUCUGCACAGCGACAUCCCGUAUCUUGGUCCAAGAUAAGAUCUACGAUAAGUUCCUGGCCGCAUUCAAAGCCCAAGUCAAGAACGUCUCCAAGGUCGGCGAUCCCUUCGACGAGUCCACCUUCCAGGGUCCCCAGGUAACCCAGGCCCAAUACGACCGCAUCAUGUCCUACGUCGACGUGGGUAAAUCCGAAAAGGCCACCCUCACCUAUGGUGGUAAGCCCUUCAAGGGCGUUGGCGAUGGCAAAGGUUUCUUUGUCGAGCCUACCAUCUUCACAGACGUCUCCCCCAGCAUGCGCAUUUACCAGGAGGAAGUCUUCGGUCCCUUCGUUGUGAUUGCUCGCUUCAGCACUGAGGAGGAGGCUAUUGAUAUGGCCAACGAUACCACAUACGGCCUUGGCAGUGCCCUCUUCACGACCAACUUGACUCGCGCUCACCGCGUUGCUAAGAAGAUUCAGGCUGGUAUGGUCUGGAUUAACUCUAGCAAUGAUAGUGAUUGGCGUAUUCCCUUCGGAGGUGUGAAGCAGAGUGGUAUCGGUCGGGAACUGGGCGAGGCUGGUCUAGAUGCUUAUUCUAGUAUCAAGGCUGUUCAUGUUAACAUGAGGUCUAAGCUUUGA